This is a messenger RNA of Anoplophora glabripennis (Asian longhorned beetle), 1515 nucleotides long. RefSeq lists its product as uncharacterized. Gene Ontology annotation, molecular function: DNA binding. The coding region runs from base 62 to 1060 and encodes 332 amino acids. NCBI's taxonomy places the organism in Eukaryota, Metazoa, Arthropoda, Insecta, Coleoptera, Cerambycidae. Gene Ontology annotation, cellular component: RNA polymerase III complex. Gene Ontology annotation, biological process: transcription by RNA polymerase III. The transcript is spliced from 6 exons. The record is from RefSeq and is a predicted model, not a curated record.
UGUGCAUGUGCAGCGAAUUUUGUGUUUAAUUUUUAGUAACAUCAGGUAAUAUUGCAUCAAAAUGAAUAGGGGAAAAUUUCCGGAUUUAAAAAAAUUGAUCAAAGAAGAAAAUACUCCUGGGCGUCUGCAAUCAUUGCGAAAUCCGCGCGAUCUGAACCUAGGAGGUCCAAAAGUCCCAAAAAAACAAUUUGCACCUAACCUUAAUGUUGUUAGAAAUAAAGAUAAAAUUAAGGAAGUUACAAAAAAAAUUGAACACAAGCGAAAUGUUAGAAAUGAUAAAUAUAGCAAACGGAACAACUCCGAUCAAAGGUUUAUACAGUCCUCUGGAGUAUUCUCUGAUGGUAUCGGUCUUGAUGCUAAAAGGGGCUAUAGAACUAGACAUAGCAAUACAAAGGAAAAUGAUGUUACUCCUAGCAUGACUGUACCUACAAUUAAAAAAAAUUCUUGGGAAGUUGAUAGGAAAAAUGAAGAAAACAUCUUUGAUCAAAUAAUGGCAACAGAGGAAGAUAUCGAAGAUGAGAAAUUACCAUUUCAAAUAUUAUCUUGGACUGAACAAGAUUUUAAGGUUGUCGCAAACCCUAUUCAUAUUAAAUCUGAAGUUAAGGAUAUUAAAUCGGAACCAGAAGAAGAACUAAUAUCCAAGUUAACAAUAAAUAAAAUUAAAUUAGAAAAUUCGGAUUUCCCUCUAGAAUAUCAAGACGAAAAUGCUUGUAGCGACGAAAAUCCUAUCAUAACUUUAUGGAGACUACCAGAUUCGUUUGCUGGUAAAACUGUGAGUGACGAUCAAGAUUGUAAAAAAUUAUUUGAUUAUACCUUGCACGAGAUGCCAGAAGGACAAAUAGGAAAGUUAAUCUUACGGAAAUCAGGACUUUUAGAAAUACGUGUAGGAAAAAUGAAAUACAGUUUAGAACCUGGUGAUCUUGGAUCAUGUAGAGAAGAAAUUGUCUCCUUAGAUAUUAAAGAAAAUCAAGAGUCCUUGGCAGCUGUACUGGGGCAAAUACAAAAUAGAUUCCUUUUAAAUCCGGACUGGGAUUCACUUUUUAAUGCAAAUAAACUGUGAUAUGUAAAAGACUUAUGAUAUAUUCCAUUUUUUUUAAAUAUAAGUUUACUACAUGGCAAAAGGCUUACCAAAAUGUAGUAAAAACUUUAAAGUUUUACAUUUAAAAAUUAACAUUGCAUUUGACUUUAUUUUUUACAAUAAAAAAUACUUAGAUUUAAAGGAAAAAUAGUAAACCGAAAUUAUUGCUUUUAUAUUUUGUACGUUUUUUUAUAACAUUAUUUAUUAUGCCUCUAAUUAUUGCUUUGUGGGCCUGUAAAUUGAUUUCGUAAAUUAAUAGAAUAUUUCAGUCUGUAAUUAAAAAAUCUAAGUGACGUGUUAAUAUGCUAUUUUGAAACAAUAAUUGUAAUAUUGAAAAAACUAAAGAAAUGAAUGCCUCUAAUGUUUAUGAUAUGAAUUAUGCUAGUCUUGUGUUGUGUAUAUUUUUUGCGGAACUAUUUGAAAAAUUACACUUUUCU